Molecule: messenger RNA, 657 nt
Organism: Parastagonospora nodorum SN15
Lineage: Eukaryota; Fungi; Ascomycota; Dothideomycetes; Pleosporales; Phaeosphaeriaceae
Exons: 3
Coding region: 1-657 (218 amino acids)
Source: RefSeq, a predicted model, not a curated record
AUGCUCCAGCAAGAUCACCAGUGGGAAGACCACUCAACCAUCGGUCUGCGGGCCGCGCAAACAGCUGGGAAGCUAAAAAUGGCUCGCUUCAGCGCCCGCGACACCAUCAUCACAGGAACAACUCGCGACCUGACUAGCAUGGCCACACUUGCCAAGACCAGUUCUAACAAGGACGCAAGAGAACGCAUCAUCUGGGGUGAAGGCGGCGAAAGUCUUCCUCGCUCAAAUACAACGCAGACUAGGCCUUGUCACUGUGACCUUGCGCUCUUGGAUCGCAGGCUGUUGCGAUUUCCUCACCCACGACAAGCGCCACCGUAUCAUGUGGCUCGGGUAGAUAUUCCUCGUGGACGCAUUUACUGGCCCUUGCGCACGGCACCGACGCGAUGGAUUUACUACGAGCAGAUCCUGCUCCGUCGUCGUGGGCGUAUGGCUUGUGCAGAGUGUAUGCCUUUGGUACACACGGACGAAUACACGAGGUUUUGCGUUUCGGGACAUCGCAUGUUGGAGACGACGCUUGGUGGGCCACUGGUGUUCAGGGGCGUACAGAUGGACAGUGCGAGAUAUGCUGAGAUGUUGAGGGGGGAGUUUGGUAUAGACGAAGAAGACGAGCAGAGCAAGGGAGAAGAAGAACAAAGUGGGGAAGAUAAUCCAGACUGA